UCGCACACGGCAUCACGUGCGUUAAAAUAGAAGCGGGUGAAUCGCAAAGCUUCACAAUCAACGUAGCAGCUGAUGCGUCAGAAAACUGUUUUGUCUACAACGUUUGUGGAAUGGUUUCAAUUUACCAGUUCUCCACGUUAUUGUGGAUUGUUUUGGUUGUCGAUGCUCAAUUGGAUGUAGAAUGUGGAAAACCAGUCGGUAAUGUGAUUGGUAGUAUAACAUACACUGGUGAUGCGGUAGCCGUUGUAGCCUACAGUAAAAACAACGAAGUAUGUCGUUUUACAGAAGAUACGUCUACAGCCACGUUUAAACUAAAAGUGGGCUACAAAGCCGGUCCUGGCAUAGACUGUGUAUUUGAGAAAACCUCGAAUAGCCUUCAGAAUUACGGCCUGCGAGUAGAAACCCGGCGACUUCACGAACUAUUGGAAGGUGGUGAUGAUGAAAGAUUUGUAGUAGAAUGUGUCUUUACACCUGUCAAACCCAACAUAGCAGUCAAAGUUUUACUUCAGCAAAAGUAUAAUCCGCCUAAAUUUGUAAUGAGAUCAUCCGGUAUAGCCGCUGCUUCCGCCAUCUCCAUCUUCCUAUCGGAUAUCCUCAAUGGACGUUUAACUAAAUCAGUUGCCGAAUCUCAGAUUAUUAAGAUCCGAUCUCUUAUGGUUGCUAAAAAGAACGAAAAGGGUUACCAACCAAUAGAAUGCACAGCUGAGUCUAUAGACAAAACCGUUAAACUUCUGGUUCUAUCUGACGGGUGUGGUACUGGGUUUCCUUGGAGAUAUGACCAAGGCUUCUCAAUGAAUGGUUUAUAUGGUGACAGCCCAACUUUCCGCAUGUUUCGUAUCAAGAAAAAUGAAGGUGUAAUUUUUAAAUGUACUUUUGUUAUCUGUCCGGCGGCUUGUAAUGAGAACUCGUGUUACCUCGCAAAUGUACUCAAGAGAGGAAGGCGGUCGGCGGAAAAGAAAUUUACACGAAGAACCCGGGGAGUUAAGUAUAAUAGUUUGGGUUUAGUAUCUCACGAAAAAAGUAAACACGUUGUUGGCGCUGAUGUUCUUGCAGCACAUAAACAUGAUGCACCCACAGAUAUCGAGGUUGUCAAAGACUCCGAGGUUGACAAAGGUGCGGCAAUUAAGUAUACCAAUUAUUAUGCGAACGAAACGUACCCAAUAGAUGAUGUGUCUGGACAUGGAAAUGCGAAAAUGGAAAACCAAACAGAAAAUACCAACAUAUUCCAGGAUAGUAAUGGAUAUGUGCAGGGAACAAAUGACAAUUAUGGUAGUUCUGGCGGAAUUCAUGAUGGGCUUGGAUAUGAUCAAAUGGAUCACCAAACCGACAACCUAUUCCAGGAUAAUAAUGGAGAUGUGGAGGGAACCAACGGCAAUUUUAUAGAUAUCAUUGAGCAACAAACUUAUAAUUCUGGCGAAAUUUACGAUGCGCCUAGAGAUGAAAUGGUUCAAACUGAGAACAUAUCCCAGGAUAGUUCUUUAGAUGUGACAGGAACCAGUGAGUCUGGGUAUGAUAAAACAGAUCACCAAACAGAAAACGUAUCCCAGGAUAAUCCUGUAGAUCUGAUGGGAGCUAGUGAGCCUGGGUAUGAUGAAAUAGAUCACCAAACGGAAAACAUACCCCAGGAUAAUCCUGUAGAUAUGAGAGCUAGUGAACCUGGGUCUGAUGAAAUAGAUCACCAAACAGAAAACAUACCCCAGGAUAAUCCUGUAGAUAUGAUGGGAGCUAGUGAGCCUGGGUAUGAUGAAACGGACCACCAAACACAUAACGUAUUACAGAAUAAUCUUGGAGGUUUGGAGAGACCCAAUGACAAUUUGCAAGGUGAACCGAGUAACGACGAUCACGUGGGUAAUGAGAUCCAUACUAUAGAACUUCUUGGCGAUACCGUUCACGUAAAGGAGGGUUCCAACGGAGAAACGGCUACUCUAGAAAUAGGCAAUGGAUAUCUACUGGGUACUAAUUCUUCGAACGGAGAUAAGAAAACAAAGGAAAUAAAUGGUGGUAAGAUUACGAUUGUCACGGAUGGGAAGGUCAAGGAUAUCAGUGUAGAAAAAGCUCCAACGACUAACUAGGCUCCAUGGUUAUCAAAACAGUCAAGAUUGGUUCAGUUAGCACUACAACCGAUUCGUAAAAUAUUGAAUGUGACUUUCUUGGUUUUGUAUAAAUCAUUUGUUCUCA
Molecule: messenger RNA, 2178 nt
Organism: Patella vulgata (common limpet)
Lineage: Eukaryota; Metazoa; Mollusca; Gastropoda; Patellidae
Exons: 10
Coding region: 111-2072 (653 amino acids)
Source: RefSeq, a predicted model, not a curated record